Molecule: messenger RNA, 1860 nt
Organism: Biomphalaria glabrata
Lineage: Eukaryota; Metazoa; Mollusca; Gastropoda; Planorbidae
Product: histamine H2 receptor-like
Exons: 2
Coding region: 335-1804 (489 amino acids)
Biological process (GO): G protein-coupled receptor signaling pathway, coupled to cyclic nucleotide second messenger; chemical synaptic transmission
Cellular component (GO): membrane; dendrite
Molecular function (GO): neurotransmitter receptor activity; G protein-coupled serotonin receptor activity
Source: RefSeq, a predicted model, not a curated record
GUAAAAAAAGUUUAAUUCGAAUAUUAAAAUACAAAAAUUAUAUUGAUUUAGAUUAGUGAUCUAGAUUUAAUUUUAAACAUUUAAAUCUAAAUUGGUCCAUUUUUCAAUCCAUUUAGAUCUAGCUCUAAUUUUGGCUGCAAGUUAAUAGUUCUCAUUAACUCUGCCAUUUUUUUUAAUGAGAAGAAAAAGAAAAAUUUAGCAUAUCAUGCAGUUGUCAAGACUGGUCCUACCGUUGUGAUGACUACCUUGAGGGUAUUACCUGAAGUCUCUCGAAUGAGUCAGUCAACCGGAAGUCAAACAUCACCAUUGUCUGGACAGCAUCCGUCACGGCCUGAUGGAAUAUUUAGAUAUUGGAUUCUUCGUUUCGGGCACCAUCAACGGGUCAACCUACGACUACAUGUCCGAUCCUGGUGUUGUUGCCACCCACCGUAUUUUUAUUGUAGUUGUAGUGACCUACAUGCCCCUGAUCAUUGGCUGCAACAUCAUCGUCUUCUGGGGCAUUCUACUGUACCCGGGAUUCUACACCAACAACAACUUGUUGUUGCUCAGCUUAGCCUUCGCCGACUUUUUAGUUGGCAUCUACUGCUUGCCGAUGUACUUACUGAGUUAUAUAGAAGUUACCAGAGUGGUGGUGUAUUCUAGUGAGAUCUCUUGCGUUUCAUGGCUGACUUCAGGCGUGCUGUCAGCGGGAGGCUCCUUGGUUUCGUUGCUUUUCAUUGCUAUCGACAGGUACGUAGCAGUCAUCUGGCCGCUCAAGUAUGGAGGAAUUAUCACGGCAGAGCGACUGAUCACAUCUUUACUCUUGUUCUGGGUUUUAAUUUUUAUAAUUGCUUUCCUUCCAAAUUUGGGACUCAACAAUUAUAACCCGCACAUUCAGAAUCUCGUUUUACGCUGCAAUUUGUACAUCACUCUGCCCAAAUACUACGUUUAUGGGACAGUUCUUGGGGGUGCGGCUCCGAUAGUUUUAAUCUCAGGAGCGUUGUAUUCCCAGAUCAUUUACAUUGUAUGGAAACAAGCAAAGAGACUGCAUUCGAGGCAAUCUUUAAUUCCCCCAGAACAGGCCUCGAGGUUGGAGCAUCGUAUCAAGAGUGUCCAGAGGUCCUCAUUUUUGAUGCUGGCCUUUGUUGUGAUGUGGUUCCCUUAUGUGAGUAUCACGCCUUUCAAAUACUUCAAUGUCUUCUCCCAGGCAUCCAUUGAAAUAGUCAAGUGCUUCGCUCUCAUGUUCACCUUUGGGAACUCAUUAUUGAAUCCUUUCGUAUACGCCCUCCUCAGAGAAAACUAUCGAACUGUAUAUAAAUUAAUGAUUAUUACUCCGCCUUGGAAAUGGAAGAAAGCACUGCGGGUUCUUUAUAUCGAAACCAACAAAUUAAAAUCUAAGUAUACUGUAGGGGAAAUAGCUACUGAUCAGCUGGGCAUCUUCAAGCCAACAAAAACUUACUCAGCUUACUCUGAUCAUAAUAAUGUGAAAGCUAAAGAUGUUGCAAGCCGUUUUACGAUGUCCAGAAAAGUAUCUCAAUUCUCUAAAGUUUCAGCCAUAGAAAGUACAUAUUUUUCUUUGUAUACUCACCCCUAUGAAGAAUCGGAUGUAGAUUUAAGUCAGUUUGACAUUUUCCACCAGCUCUACAGAGUCGUUCCCAGUUUAACCAGCAUUGUACAAUCCCAAUUAAAGCAAUCUUCUAGUCAGAAAGUAACGGGGAUAGACUCGGCCGGAAACAAGACUUUGAACCCCAGCAAUACUCAAUCUAGGGAUACAGAGAUUUACAGAGACUGCUUGCCCUACGACCAUGCUUCAGUAAUACCUUAGUUGAAUAGCAGUCACUGCUUUGUGCCUAUUGAAACAACAUGGAACUCACCAAACUA